ACAGACACGUGUCUACAAAGCGGACACGGCGCGAGUCACAUACGCACGGCACACUGCAUUGGUACAAUCUGUCAACAAAGCCAAAACUAUAAACAAUCGCGUUGUUUCCCGCAAGAUUAUGCGAGCAAAAAAUUUUAAUUUUUGGAAUGGAUUCUUGAGUUGUUGAAAUACGUAACCAUGGAUAAGCCAGGUGGUUUGUGCCGUUGUUCUAAAAGCAAGAGCAAGUGUGUGGCCUGUAAACCUGGGCAGGUCCUUGAUCUCGACGCAGCCCUGCUUGAGCUUGAUGCCCUCAACGGGGCAACAAAUAAGCAAGAAAACAACCAGAAAACUAGGAGACAUAAUGAACCUAAAAUUUGCUUUGAGCAAAGUCCACCUAUGUGGAUCAAUAACCCUACCUCAAUUAGUUCUAAUAAUGUUGUGCCUGCAUUUCCGCUAAGAGUGGAUACAGAGUACGUGAAAGAUCCACCUCAACAACCACCAAACUCUCCUGUAUCACCUCAGUUGCCUUAUGAGCAAUUCAGGAUUAGGGAAGAUCCUCUACCUCUGAGAUGUGAAUGGGAUAACCGAGUGGGAGGCCGCCGGAUUAGCAUGAAAGGCAGACAGCGCAUGCUUUCAGGACCAGAUAGUAGCAGUAGCCAGCACAACGACCGGUACUCUGAGCGAAUGAGAGAUCGAAACAGUUGGCGACCCUAUCGUAUCCCUCGACCCAAGCUGUUAAACAUGGGCCAUUGUUCCAGAAUACGGACCAUCAGUGCUUACUUGCAGGAAGAAUCCGAUGUUAGAUUACCCCCUAUCAUAGAUACUAGUCCGGUUGCGGCGACAAGCGAGCCGAGAAUGAGAGACAUGAGCGACGCUCUGCGGUGCAUGGCCAUUGGGGAGGGCUUUUCCAAAGCUUUAGAUCAUUCUGAAUGUAAUAUGAAUUUUCCACGUUCACGUUCAGCGGAGAACCUGGAACGCCGAGUGAUGGAUGUGGCGGCCACCACUCUAGAUGUCGUCUCAGAGAAAAUCGAAAAGCUUCAUGUCAAUUAAAGUGGUAGCCUAUCUUUUCGUCCAAACCAGCCGCCCUAAAAAUCUCUGUAUUUUUAUUUAAUUUUGUUUUUCUUCCUCCAUUCUCUUGUUUCGGCAUCUGCUGCUCAAAGUGAUUUUGCUAGGAAAUAAUCUUCUUUUUUUUUUUUUGGUUUUCAAAAACUGCCACACAAAAAAAAAAAAAAAGGAAAAACAACAAAAUAUUGCCAUUUAAAUCUAACAACAUCGACCUUUUUCUCUUCGAAAAGUUACCUGAAUUUUUUUCUUGCAAAAGAAUAACGGGAGGCGUAACAAGUAUUUCUGCUGGCUUUAUUGUCAAACGUGAUUACGUGGCUAAUGUGUACCAGCGAACAUGUGCAUUCCAUUCAUCAUUUCUAUUUUUUUUUAUUUUUUUUGGGUUAAUGGAAGCUCAUUCUUUGCUCACAUAAUCGGCGCCAUUUUCUUUCCUUUUUUCUUUUCCCCUUCAAAAUUGCUUCACUCUUUUCUCACCCCCUAAAAAAAGAGAGAAGCCAUUUAACAUUGUGGGGGCAGGGGGAAAAGAUGUGACGAAGCAAACGCCGUCUUUCAAUCGAUCCCCUUUCCUUGUAAAAGAAUUGUGGGAAUGACGUAAUACAGUUUCGACAUGUUUCCUCUUA
This is a messenger RNA of Daphnia magna, 1661 nucleotides long. RefSeq lists its product as uncharacterized. The coding region runs from base 178 to 1029 and encodes 283 amino acids. NCBI's taxonomy places the organism in Eukaryota, Metazoa, Arthropoda, Branchiopoda, Diplostraca, Daphniidae. The record is from RefSeq and is a predicted model, not a curated record. The transcript has 4 exons.